AUGGCUCCAAAACCGAAGCUACCAAUCGACCGCGAGCUGGAAUCCCUCCUUCCAGACUAUGAUGAGUUAAUCCGAUGUGCACAGACGCCAGUCCGAGUCAAUGACAUCCUGCUUCCGGGCGUCACUCAUGAAGAACACACUUUCCUCGGUCCUGACAAAAACCCACUGACCCUCUCAAUCUUCCGCAAAGAGAGUCUGCCAGACUCCGGACCACAUAAACAACCAACCAUCUACCACAUCCAUGGCGGAGGGAUGGUCAUGGGCAACCGCUUCUGCAGCCUAAGCGGCCUGCUCGAAUUCCACGCAGAAGAACUCGGAAUCGACUCGGCUCGCAUCGUGAUCAACGGGCUCUCAGCCGGAGGUGGGCUGGCCGCGGGUGUAGCGCUGCUAUGUCGCGACCGAAAAGGUCCUCGAUUGAUUGGACAAUCGCUCUUCUCGCCCAUGAUCGAUGAUUGUAAUAAUUCGGUGUCUGCGCACGAGUUCACUGGCGUCGGCAUCUGGGACCGCAACGCGAAUAUGACGGGUUGGAAUGCGUAUCUGGGUGACCGCAGAGGAAGUGACAACGUCAGCGUGUACGCAGCCCCUAUCAGAGCAAAGGAUCUUGCUGGGCUCCCGCCGGCGUAUAUCGAUGUCGGAUCGACGGAGACAUUUCGCGAUGAGGAUGUUCAGUAUGCGCAGAACAUGUGGCGCGACGGAACGCAGUGCGAGCUCCACGCUUGGCCCGGUGCGUAUCAUGGAUUCGAGGGUCUGAGCCCCGGGGCACAGUUGUCUAUCAUGGCGAGAAAAGCGAGGUCGGAUUGGCUGCGGCGGAUUCUGUUCUGUUGA
This is a messenger RNA of Aspergillus thermomutatus, 825 nucleotides long. Its product is annotated as putative lipase/esterase. The record is from RefSeq and is a predicted model, not a curated record. Gene Ontology annotation, molecular function: hydrolase activity. The transcript is spliced from 2 exons. The coding region runs from base 1 to 825 and encodes 274 amino acids. Lineage: Eukaryota; Fungi; Ascomycota; Eurotiomycetes; Eurotiales; Aspergillaceae.